GCCGCACCCAGCAGAAGCUUCUCCAACCUUCGAUUCGCUUCGGCUCCGGUGCCGGCGCUUCUUCUCCUUUUUCUUUCCCCUUCUCCAAGCAUCGCCACCCCUCUCCACUCUCCCUCCCCAUCCACCACCUCCGCCGCCACAAAUAACCGAACGGGCAUCCAAGCGGCGCCACCACUUGGCCAGCCCAGUGCCCACCACCGCCGCCGCUGCAGCUAAGCGCUAAACCCCAACCCCCCCUCCCCCAGCGCGAUGGCGCGCUCCGCCGCGUCCAGGCUCGCGCGCGCCGCCCGCGCGGCCGCGGCGGCCACGGCCCGCCGCCAGGCCCCCGGCGCUAGCCGCGAGGUCCUCCCGCGAGCCCUCGCGCCGCUCGCGGGUGAUGCCUCCGCCUUCGCCGCCGCCGCCACGAGGAGGCCGGCGUGGUUUGCUGCGCCUCUGGGGCGGUUUCCCGUCGGGGCCGGCGGAGCCGGGCUCAUGGCGCCGCCGCGCCGGCUGUUCCACUCCACGGCGCCCGCUCAGCACAGCGCCGCCGGCACCUCGUCCUCGUCUCAGAUAGCACCAGGAGAAUUCACUGAAAUGGCCUGGGAGGGUAUUGUUGGUGCAGUUGAUGCAGCAAGAUUAUCAAAACAGCAGAUAGUGGAGUCAGAGCACCUGAUGAAAGCUCUUCUGGAGCAAAAGGAUGGAUUGGCCCGUAGGAUAUUUUCAAAAGCGGGAGUAGACAACACAUCAGUUCUACAAGCUACUGAUGAGUUUAUAUCUAGGCAGCCAAAGGUUUCCGGUGAUACGUCCGGGCCAAUUAUAGGGUCAAGUUUUGUUUCAAUAUUGGAUAGUGCAAAGAAACAUAAAAAAGAAUAUGGUGAUGAGUUUGUGUCAGUUGAGCACAUCCUGCAAGCAUUCACUUCAGAUAAAAGGUUUGGGCAACAACUGUUUAAAGAUCUGAAAAUUAUGGAGAAUGAUCUUAAAGAAGCUAUUUCAGCAGUGCGAGGAAGCCAGCGAGUCACAGAUCAGAAUCCAGAAGGAAAGUACCAGGCUCUAGAGAAGUAUGGUAUUGACUUGACAGAAUCAGCUAGGCGUGGGAAACUUGAUCCUGUUAUAGGCCGUGAUGAUGAAGUGCGCAGAUGCAUUCAGAUCCUAUGCAGGAGAACUAAAAACAAUCCUGUAAUUAUUGGCGAGCCAGGAGUUGGCAAAACUGCUAUUGCCGAAGGAUUGGCUCAGCGUAUUGUGCGGGGAGAUGUUCCUGAACCUUUAAUGAAUAGAAGGCUUAUUUCGUUGGAUAUGGGAGCACUACUUGCUGGUGCUAAAUUCCGUGGUGAAUUUGAGGAGAGAUUGAAGGCUGUUCUAAAGGAGGUCACUGCUUCUAAUGGGCAAAUCAUCUUGUUCAUUGAUGAGAUCCAUACUGUUGUCGGUGCAGGAGCUGCUGGUGGAGCGAUGGAUGCUGGUAACUUGUUGAAGCCAAUGCUAGGCCGUGGAGAACUCCGCUGCAUUGGAGCAACAACAUUGGAUGAGUACAGGAAGUACAUUGAGAAGGAUGCUGCUCUCGAACGUAGGUUCCAGCAGGUUUAUUGUGGUGAGCCAGCAGUUGAGGAUACCAUUUCCAUAUUGCGUGGUUUGCGAGAGAGAUACGAACUGCAUCAUGGUGUUAAGAUAUCAGAUGGAGCUCUUGUUGCUGCAGCAGUUUUAUCAGAUCGUUACAUCACUGGACGUUUUUUGCCGGACAAAGCCAUUGAUCUAGUUGAUGAAGCAGCUGCUAAGCUCAAAAUGGAGAUAACAUCAAAACCUAUUGAAUUGGAUGAGGUAGACAGAGAAAUCAUAAGGCUUGAAAUGGAAAAGCUCUCGUUGAAGAAUGACACGGAUAAAGCCUCCAAAGAACGACUGAGCAAGCUUGAAGCUGAACUAGAAUCUCUCAAGCAGAAGCAGAAAAAUCUUUCGGAACAUUGGGAAUACGAGAAGUCCUUGAUGACUCGUAUAGGAUCAAUUAAGGAAGAGACUGACAGGGUGAACUUGGAGAUUGAGGCUGCUGAGAGAGAAUAUGAUUUAAGUCGUGCUGCUGAGCUCAAGUAUGGAACACUUCUGUCACUGCAAAAACAGUUGGAAGAGGCUGAGAAUAAACUUGUUGAAUUCCAGCAAUCAGGGAAGUCGAUGCUUCGAGAAGAGGUGACUGAUGUUGACAUUGCUGAGAUUGUGAGCAAAUGGACUGGUAUUCCAGUGUCGAACCUUCAACAGUCUGAAAGGGAAAAGCUACUGCUGCUGGAAGAUGUACUCCACAAGAGGGUUAUUGGCCAAGACAUUGCAGUCAAGUCAGUGGCCAACGCCAUCCGUCGUUCUAGGGCAGGCCUAUCAGACCCCAACCGUCCGAUAGCAAGCUUCAUGUUUAUGGGACCUACAGGUGUCGGAAAGACUGAGCUGGGUAAGACACUGGCUGAAUUCCUUUUCAACACUGAGAAUGCCCUAAUCCGAAUUGAUAUGAGUGAGUACAUGGAAAAGCAUGCUGUCUCCCGUUUGGUUGGUGCCCCACCUGGAUAUGUCGGUUAUGAGGAAGGGGGGCAAUUGACUGAAUCUGUUCGCCGCCGGCCUUAUUCGGUUGUUCUCUUCGAUGAAAUUGAGAAAGCGCACCAGGAUGUCUUCAACAUCUUGUUGCAGCUGUUGGAUGAUGGAAGAAUAACUGAUUCACAGGGCAGGACUGUUAGCUUCACUAACUGUGUCAUCAUCAUGACCUCAAACAUUGGAUCACCAUUGAUCCUGGACACGCUUAGAAACACCACAGACAGCAAGGAGGCGGUGUAUGAGAUAAUGAAGAAGCAGGUUAUCGAGAUGGCCCGACAAACAUUUAGACCUGAGUUCUUGAACAGGAUAGAUGAGUACAUCGUGUUCCAACCACUGGACACAAGUGAGAUCAACCACAUUGUGGAGAUCCAGUUGAACCGGGUCAAGAACCGGCUGAAACAACAGAAGAUUCGUCUCCAAUACACACCAGAGGCCGUGGAGCUUCUGGGGUCUCUUGGCUUCGACCCGAACUAUGGUGCGAGGCCUGUCAAGAGAGUGAUUCAGCAGAUGGUGGAGAACGAGAUUGCCCUUGGUGUGCUGAAGGGUGAUUUCAAGGAAGACGACACCAUCCUCGUGGAUGUGAGUUCUGCGGCAAUUGCCAAAGGCCUUGCUCCGCAGAAGAAACUUGUUCUGCAGAGGGUAGAAAACAGAAGCGAAGAGUUAGUUGCCAAUGACUAGGUUGCCCGGGGUUCACCUUUUAGAGAGUACUGUAUGUUUUAGUGCGAGCAUAAGCAGCUGUUAGCUCUGCAUUUUCGCGUCUGAGAAGCUUAGUUUCUUUUUAGGUUCUUGUGAAGUCAUGUACGGUGACAAAACUCGAGAACGUUCAACCUAUGUGAAUAUGAUCUUUUGAGUUUUAUCUGAAAA
This is a messenger RNA of Setaria italica (foxtail millet), 3405 nucleotides long. Its product is annotated as chaperone protein ClpB3, mitochondrial. Lineage: Eukaryota; Viridiplantae; Streptophyta; Magnoliopsida; Poales; Poaceae. The coding region runs from base 250 to 3219 and encodes 989 amino acids. The transcript has 10 exons. Gene Ontology annotation, biological process: protein refolding; cellular response to heat. Gene Ontology annotation, molecular function: ATP hydrolysis activity; ATP binding. Gene Ontology annotation, cellular component: cytoplasm. The record is from RefSeq and is a predicted model, not a curated record.